Molecule: messenger RNA, 13728 nt
Organism: Xyrichtys novacula (pearly razorfish)
Lineage: Eukaryota; Metazoa; Chordata; Actinopteri; Labriformes; Labridae
Source: the annotation of a GenBank genome assembly
ACGCUAUUCAAUAUGGCUGCGCCCUGCACGGAUCAACAGGUCUGAAGGUAACCGAGUUCUCUCCGGAUAAAGCUGACUUUUUUAUGCUUUAUCAAAUAUAAAAUAAAAUCUGUGUGCUCGUAACUGAGGAUCGAAAGUUUUGGAAGUGCUGCAGACCUUAAAAUAACGCUGUCAGCUUUUGUGGUCGCUGACAUGUUGAACUCCAAAACACACAUCAGACUGACAGCUCAGCUGUUAGCAGGUUAGCACAACAGCCUGCUAACUGAGAGCUGGUUUUAGUCAAGUUAGUCAGGACGCAGGGCUGCGGGUUUGAGGAGGAGGGGGGGGGGGGGUCUAGAAACCAACGUUUAACCUAAACUGGAGCUGGAGCUGUUUAGGUAAAGUACCUGUAAUCCAGACUAGAUACUCCUUUAACUUUAUUUUAUAACUAAAAACAGAGAGAGAGAAGAUUACGCAACAUGUAGUCAGCAAAGUAAACGGCACAGCCAUCCAGGUAUCAAGGUACAUUCUGUCAUAUCUUGGUGUCCAAAAUACACCUCAGCAGGUGUGUUUAAGUCACAGCAUGCUGUCAGUACCUAGAAGUGUAUGAUAGUAAAGUUUUAUUAAAAGUAUUAUGAAAGAAACCUGAUUUAAAAUACAAACGUUAAUGUAAACAGUCCGUCGACUUACAACAAUGUUUGUAUUUUUUGAGGUGGUAGUGUUUGAGUUCUAUUCUGGUUUACUUAAUAAAUUAUGCUCAGUUGGUAUGUUUGGACUUUUUGCUUGCAGUGCCCAUUCACUUAAACUUUUACUUACUACUUUUCCUAUAUUAUAACAGCACCACUUGUUGAAAACCCUCUCGUGCUAUUCCUUUUGUUGACAUUUUCCUCUCACUUUAGCUAAUACUGUUACGGUUUUGCAGUUUGUUUACGUUUUUUUUUUUAAUUUGUUUGAUGUUUACAUUUUUGUACAUGUUUUGCUGGUUUUGGCACGUUUCUUCUUAUUUACUCUGCAAGUGACUGCACUGUCAUUUAUUUACCACCUAUCUGAAAUUUUGUGCUUUUAGAGAUUUUAGUUCAUAUAAAAUUAUUGUAUAACAAAAAAACUUUUGCCACAUUGUCAACAGGAAGAAGUGAAGUCAUACAUAGUGCUGCAACUCCUUUCUGCAAAUUGAUUUAAGGUGCAAGGUGUGCCAGUAGCCUACUCAAGUCCAGGGCUCAGACUCGAGUCCGACUUUGGUCCGACUCGAGUCCAGAUAUGCCGAACUUGUGACUGGACUCGGAUUUGUGCGCUGAUGACUCGGACUUGGGUUCAGACUAGGACUCUGGCUGCAUUGGGACUUGGAGGAGGACUCAGGCUUAUUUAUCAAUGAAUUCUUUGUUAUUUUUUAUAUUUUAUUUAUUAAUUCUUUCCGGUAUAAGAUCCUAAUAACAGAUCUGUCCUCAGCCUACAGCGGGUACAUGUGUUUGUUUACUUGUAUGUGCGAUCAUUUACCAACAGUGCGCAACAAGAUGUCGAAGGAGAUGCCACAGAUUAUGCAGUUAGCUUUCAAAUAUUUUACCACAAACGCUGGUAAAUGUAGAGCAACAUGUUCAUUGUGUAAAAGAACUGUUGAAAAGACAGGGACAGUGUUGAACCUUAACAGACAUCUGUCACAUCUCAUUUUUUUAUUUGUAAAAACAUUUGUUAUUAUUUAAUAGAUAUGUGAGACGAAACAUUAGUCCUUGUGUUGUCUCCUUUUGUAGUGAUAUGCCUCUGGCUUUAUUUGAGGUUUAUUGUUUUACUUGUAGGAUCAUCAGUUUGUGAUUCACAUACACCAAAAAUUACUAGAAUGCAGGUAGGGCUGGGCGAUGAAAUGAUAACAAUAUAAUAGAAAAGUAAUUUCCCUCAAUAUCAAUAUAAAACAUGGUCAAUAUGCGUUUCGAUAGUUGGCAUUCUGCCAUGUUUUGGUAGACUAUACGAAUAGCCAAUGAAAAGGGGAGUUGUUCCGGGUCCGCUUAGUGUUGAACCAAUCAUGUGCCAAGUAGCAAACGACUGCGUAGUAUCAGGCUGCAGCUACACACAACCAUAGCACUUUAACAGGUGAAGCCAACAGCACUGUUGAUGAGAAAAAUAGGAAAAUGAGUGCAACCCCCAACAGAAAUGUAGAUGAAGGCUUAACAGAUGAUGACAUCGUGGACAACACUGGCACAUGAAGCAGAGUAAUGUGCACUGCAAAUUAUGUCGAGUACAUGUUCUCACAAAGUUGGGGAAUACCUCAAAUCUUUUUCACCUCCUGAAGCAGUGCCACACAGCAGAGCACGCGCAAUGCAAAAGGUUACAAACCCCGAGCAGAGCAAGGAGCCCAUGGCACCUGUGCAGCUGAAACAGCCGACCAUUCCACUUUCUCUAGCGUAACACCUUACGACAAAACGUCAGUAGCUUGUUGUAUUGUAAAAGACUUGCUGCCAAUAAGCACUGUUAAAUUUCAUUUAAGAGUAACAGGGAACAUUUAAGAUUGACAAGGGAUUUUUUUAUAUCAUGAUAUAUUUUGAUAUCGACUGAUAGGAAAAAAAAACAUAUUGUUAUAAACUUUUUCCCAUAUUGCCUAGCUCUAGGUGAUAUACAUUGAUAUCGACUGAUAUGAAAAAAAUAUAUAUAUGACAUGUUUUUAACUUCACAAAUGUUCAUCCUUAAACAGGUACUUCAGCAACAUUACGUGAAUAAAUGCUGACUGCAGGUGCGUUCAGCAUAAAGACUAUUCUCAUAAAUUGGGUGUAGUGUAACUUAAUUAACUUUUCCAGUCUAUGCAAUUCAGCCAAAGUUUCUAGAUAAUCUUUACUUAACUGCCACACUGUAAAAUUCAGAUCAACAGACACUAAUUGAAAUAUUCAUUGAAUGUGUUUUUUGCACAUCAAAAUUGUGUAACACAGUCAGCCCAGGUUUACACAGUAAGUAAUUUGGAGUCAAACAGCAGCAUUCCUCAUCCUGAACUCAUUCUUGGCUAUAGUCAUUAAAAUAUUUUAUUUACUAAAAGUUAGAUACAGAAAGUUUUAUGACGUGGGUUUCAUGCCUCCUGAUAAGUCAUAAAUGCAGAAGAAAUGUCAUAGAAUUGGCUAAAAUACCUUGCAAUAUGUGCAGUAGUGACAUUUCUGCACACAUCAUGUAGGUAACAGCAUGCUUUGCAGCAUUCAAAUUUUUUGCUUUAUGAAAAGGAUUAUUUGAAACAGUAGGCCAUCAGCAAUUGAAAGUGUGCAUUCAACUGGGCCUGGACUUAACUCAGGGAAGAGGACCCUGACACAGGACUUAGACUCGACUCUAAUAUUUUCUUUGGCGACUCAAACUCAACUCAGACUUGACCACUGAGGACUUGAGACUCGACUCAGACUUGAGUUUUGGUGACUCGACUACAACACUGGUGCGAGCAGUUUGUCCCGGGUCCUGCAGCGUAAACAGAAAGUUUUAAAUACAACGAAAGACAAAACAUGGUUAAAGACAGGUUUAAAAGAGUCUAACGAAAGUGUGUAACUAUCAUAACCCUGGUGUGUGUUUGCAUGUGUGUAGGUGUUCAUGAUGUCCAGGGAGCAGGUGAGUAUCAAUGAGCUCCUGCUCUCAUUGGACAGCUCAGAGCUGCAGGAGGUGGAGCAAGUGAGAGCAGCAGUCAACCAGCAGCUGAACACAGGUGAGUCUACCUGUCUGCCUCCCUCAGCACAGUCUCACUACCUCUCUUUGUGUUAUGGUAGAGAUGUAGUUACACUAAAUUUGCUCCAGACAUCUUUACCUGUCUCCACCUUCAGUGUGACUGUAGUUUCUCAUGUUAGACAAAGGAGGCACUGUCCUCUCCUCACUGGUGGAGUAUUACCUGGACUCGUCUUCCUCUCAGGCCGUCCUCCUGCUGUCCUCCAUCAGAGAGCCUCAUCAUAAGGUCAGCUGAUUCCCACACACACACAGUCUGAUCAUUAACACUCAUAUAGGUGGUGUGUAUGCUGUAAUAAUCUCUGUGAACUCACCCGUCAGCACCUGCUGGAGAAGCUCAAUGAGGCUCUGAACAGACCAGGAACUAGACUGGCAGGUCUGACCUUGCUGGGUCACCUGAUCAGGAAACAGCCUCCCUGGGUUCAUCACAUCAGCCGCUCGCCGCUGCUGCCCUCCCUGCUGCGCUGCCUUAAGGUAAAGAAGGAAUCUCCCACACUGGUGCUCAUAACAAUACACGAUGAUAACAAUACACACUUUUCAUCAGCAGCCGACCAAAAUCAGCUGAUGUUGAUCACGUGGAAGCCGAUAUACACAGACUUAAAGGUUUCUAAUGUAAAUACAGCCCUUCACAUCUGUUUCCUGUCUCCUCAGACUGACACUGAUGUUGUAGUCCUGAUCACUGGAGUCCUGGUUCUCAUCACUCUGCUGCCCAUGAUCCCUCAGGCCGGGAAACAGCACAUAUACGACUUCUUUGAUGUGUUUGGACGCCUCGCCUCCUGGAGCUUCAAAAACCCUGGUAGCACAAACACACACAGACCUGAUUGCAGAGUCUUUAAAAAUGACAUCACUUGAACUAUGUGCAGGACGAGAGAACCCAAGCUGUGACUAGUCCACAUUCUUUGUUGGUUGUGUCAUGCAGGUCAUGUCCCCGUGGUCCACCUGGUUCACCUGCAUGCAGGUGUGUACUCUCUAUUCCACCGGCUGUACGGGAUGUUCCCCUGUAACUUCAUCUCCUACCUGAGGCUGCACUACAGCAUGAAGGAGAACCUGGACACCUUUCAGGAGGUUGUCAAGGUUGGUACACACAGGCAGAGUCCCCUAUAGACCUGUACAGACCUACAGAGACUUCUGAGGACAAAUAGGGACCACUAUAGACCAUCAAAGAGAGGUACAGACUAACAGAGACCAAUAUAAACCAGUACAAACCAAGCAGCAACCUCUGGUGCCAGUGCAGAGUUAUGCAUAAACCUACAGGAGGUUUGUUCUAAAGUGUACUACUGUUUGCAGUAUGGUUCAGGUCCACCACCUCUUUGUGUCCUGAGGUAGGUCUGUGCUCCCUAAACUCCAUCCAUGCAUCCCCCACCUGCAUCAGAGUCCCUCCUUUCAGAGAUGUAUGGAGAGAUGCAAGAAAACAAGGAGAGGAAGAGAAGAAAUGAAAGAUUAUAUUUCACUUUUUCUUUGCCAACACUUCCCUUCCUGUUUCCAUCCCUCAUAACAGAGUUCAUAUGUCAGUCCAGUAACAGAUCCUGAACUGGUUUCCAGUGCUGCUGCCAGACAGCCGGUAUGACGCACAGAAAUAGCUCCUGUACGUACCAGCUGCUACGUUUUUCAGAUAACUUGAGCUGGAGCUGAAACGCACACCAGGAGCAGAUCCAAAAGCUGCUGUGAGUCUGUAAAUACUACAGUUCCCAUGAGCCUCAGCUGCUGAAACUACUGUGAAAAGAAAAAAAGGAGAAUAAAUGUUUAAAUUUUUCCAGUGGUAUCAUCUUUGUUUUAAGUUCAGAGUUAGUACAAAGCACACUCACGUAACAUCAAUCCUUCCUUACAUCCUACCUCCUACCUUUCUCACUUUCCUUCCUUGUCUCCUUCAUAUCUCUCUCCCUACCUUGGCUUUUCCCUCUUUACACUGGAAUGCACUCUGAGAGUUGUAGUUUGCAGACUUUUCAUUGGUCUGACUUUUUAAGAAAUAAUCAGAAGACAGUAAAAUCUCUCUUCCCUCCUCAGCCGAUGUUGGAACAUGUCAGGGUUCACCCGGAGCUGGUCACGGGGACUCAGGACUACGAACUAGACCCCUCAAGGUGAGUUCUAGUCCAGUAAUUUGUCAUUUAACAUAAAGAGCGUUCAGGAAGUGAUGCUGAUGUGUCAGCAGCAGCUUUAGAAAAAUGAAUAGGUCCGAAUGAAAUACUGAUUAUGUUCAAACUGACUCUGUGUCUGUCCCAGGUGGAGGUGUUAUGAGGUCCAUGACAUCGUGAUCGAGUGCUCCAGAGUGUCUCUGGAUCCACUGGAGUCUUCAUGUGAGGAGGAAAUUUACUCCUCCCUCAGGGAUCCUCCCCCCUCCUCACCCAGACAGCCCCCACUCUCCUCCCCGCUUCCUCAUAUGAACUUCAGCCCAGAGAGUGUCAGCAGCUCAGGUCAGACACACACACAAACACACACACACUCGCACGAACAAACACAGUGUUGAAUUAUAAUAGUGUGAUACCCAAUUAAAACUUGAGUACCCGCCCACUUCUACCUGGUGGAAGUCUUUACCACAUCUUUUCAGUUAAAUAUUCUUAUCAAACUCCCUUCUGCUCUCGUUGCAUGAAGUCGAUGUUUUAGCUCUCUGUGUUGUUACAGUUCUGUUGUGUUGCUCAGGAACAGGAGGUUCAGGUGGUCGUCCAGCUCUGGCUCCUCUGACCCUCAACAGCUCAUACAUUCAGGUAUUGUCAGUCCUCCUUCACAUCCGACCUUUCUCAGCCCUUCCUCUCUGACUUUCUCCCUCAUUCAUCUCCUCUUGCUGUCUUCAUUUCCUGUAAUUCACGUUCAUUUUCCUCUCCUUUCCUCCCUGUCUCAUUGCCUUUUUUCUACAUCUGUAUCCUAAACCUCUCCUCUUGACCUCCUUUUCUACCUUUCCUUGAUUUUUUUUUUCUUCCCAUGUUUCCUUCCUGACAGCCUUUUCCUCCUUUCCUUUAUUCCCUUCCACCCUUCCCUCUCUGAUCCUUUUUUUUGUUUCACUCCUAUAUUCCUCCUUCAUACAUCCUUCUUUCCCCUCUCCUCCCUACCCUCCUUCUUUUCCACACCUCCUUAUUUCCUCUUCUUACAUUUACUGUCUGUUCUCAGGCUGAUGAUAUCACAUGGAGCCCUUCUUCACAGUGUGGUUUGUCAACGCCUCCUCCUGAAUCUGCUGCUGCAGGUUCCGCCCCCCUGUUGAGCAGGACCAUGUCCCUCUCAGGUGAAGCACAGUGACUCUUUUUCCCCCUGCUAUAAUAAUUCUACAGCCCUUUACUGCAUAUAGGACAGAUCAAGAUCUGAUCCCUUGGUCUACAUGUGGAGAUGCCUUGUGAUGCAUAAACCAUGUAGGUCAUACAGAGAUCUGGCGAUGUUUCAUUUGUGUUUAAAGUGAAAAGUAGUGAAAAUACUGAUUCAAAGAGGAGAAGUCUAUCAUCUGAGUUUUAUACUGCAUCCAAGGACUCUGUCUGUCUAAAAUCAACAUGCUCAGCCCAUUUUGAUGCAUGAUUUUAUGUCUCCACAUGGUGUUAAUGACACAAGUGGAAGAUGUUACUCAAGAGCAGUUCAUCAGAGGUUGUUAUAAUACAGAUGUCUUCUAUCCUGCCCAACCACAUUGAAGUUCAUAUAUCAUUUAUUUUCUUGUCUUUGGGGGCCUAGGUGUGAAAUGUGCCUUAUCAGCCACCAUCCCAUUUACACCUCAGACUGAAGAGAAACAAGAUGGCAGGUUGACUCCUGACAACAACAACCAGGUGAGAAAAGAAGUACUGAAACUCAAGCUAUGUCCUUUUUUUUUUCUGUGAGGCUUUUAUUUUGAAAGGGUCUCUUUCUCCUGCUUACAGUUGAAACAGGUUGCAGAUCUAGAGAGGUCAUCCAUUCACCCAAUCACAGAGAAGAAGGGACAGGGACAGAGGGAUGUCAUCAACAACAACAACAACAGUGGAGGUGAACGUCACAACAAAGAUGAAAAAACUGAUCAACUUAGUUAAUAAAACACUUUUCAAAGUUAAGUUCGCGCUCUUUCUGUCUGUCUCCAGAGGUCAGAUCAGUGCCCCAGCAGCCUUCAUCAUCCUCUUCCUCCGCUCAGCUGGUCCGCCUUACCUCCACCCCCAGUCAAGAUGAGUCCUACUUAGGCUCAGCCCUCCUCACACAUUCCUGCUCUGCCUCCUUGUGCCUGACCCCUCAUCACCCCUCCACAGAGGAGAGAAGUUCUGCCUUAUUUGACUCCACCCACAUGGACCAGAUGUCCGCCCCUUCGUAUGAAGCCCUGUUUGAGCUGGCUCUACCUCGAGCUGCUACACUUUUCAUCGAGCAGAAGACAAAGGUAAAUUAACCAUAUUUGAAAACCUUAUUAAGCAUCCCAUACAAUGAUAUGAUAUGUGUAAAUGUGAGUAAAAAUCAAUCAUAGUAAGAAUAUUAAAAAAAACACAACAUAAAAUUAUGCUUGCGACAAACCAUUUUAAAUCAAAGUGGAUUAAGGUGUUGUUUAUCUGUAGGAGGUCCUGGAGAGAGCAGCAGGAGAGCAGGAGAAAAAAGAGGAAAAUAAGGGGGAGGACAAGGAGGAGGAGCAGACCUCUAUUUCUCCUCUGGAAGUUUUGGAUCAGCUGAUUAUCCAGGGACAUGAUGCCCAUGAACACAUUAGCAGGAGGUAUUACAAUCACCAUGAAGAAAAUGAAUAGUAAAAGAUAGAAAAACUGUGUGGUAAAUAUUUGAGUAACAUGAGAAAGUAAAAGUUGAUUAUAAUUCCAUAACUACAUGUACAUUACAGUGAAACAUACCAUAACCGCAUCAUUCUGAACAUCAUAACUGAGUAGAUAUGAAACACUAGCUUCUAACUGUCUUGGGCCUGAUUUGCUGUCAUUUAUGACAGACGAUUCCUUAAUCUCUACUUCUAAAGUUGUUAAUUGGUGUGUGUCCUUGUAUAUUUUUGUGUAUCUAUGUGUGUGUUUGAUUGUCAGGCUGUCAGGAGUGAAUAAGUCAGUGGAUCGGAGUCAUUUUGGAGGUAAACAGCAGAGCAUGAAAACCAAAGGUACCUGAAACUAACUCAUUAACAUGGUUAACGCUCACUGAUUGAUUGGUUCAUUGAUGUGUAUUAUCAGUAUUUGAAAGUCUUUUUUUCAUCAUGUAACUCCUUAGAUUAGACUCUGUUUGGUGCGGUGGAUGUGCUGAUGGGUUCUGGUGUUUGAGGAUUGAUUACUUUUGCAUUUUGUUAUUUGGUAUUGAUUGAUGCUUCAGAUCAGCAUGUACUUGAAUGGGACUGUGACUGUCAGACAUGAAAUAACCAGACUAAUCUGACCUGAUCAUACAAAAGUAGCAGGAGACUGAAAUUGGUGAAUUAGUUUGGACUUGAGCAGCUUGUCAAUUUAUUGUCAUGGUGUGUUCUUCAGCCCGCUGAUAACUGUAGAUACCAAGAUUUUCACAUCUGAUCCUCCUAAUGUCAUAAAUCUGCUGCUCACUACUCUGACGCCCAGGACUCCUGCAGUGCCUCAAAUGCAUCACCGCAUCACCAUUAGACGUCAUUUAGAAUUGUUAAAUGCAGAAGAAUAUUCCGUCUCAGUGUGUACAUUAAGGGGACCUUGUGUUUUUGUGUGUGGCGCCAGGCCCCACCCAGGGGGAGGAGCUUCAGUCUCUGAGGAGUCAGCUGUUGCUGGUUCACAGUCAGCUGCAGUACGAGCGUUUUAAACGUCAGCAGCACGCCAUGAGAAACCGCCGCCUGCUGCGGAGAGUCAUCAAGGCCACGGCGCUGGAGGAGCAGACCGUUGCCAUGGUAACAUGCUUGUAAACACACAACCAUCUCACACUUGUGCACACGACCCUGCCCCGUGCCGAGUGUUGAUUUUCUGGAUCCAGAUUGUCCCAGCUGGAUUGGGUAUUCUCUGUGUGCAUUUCUGGAUGUUCAAGUGUGGUUGUGUGUUGCAGAAAGGUCAGCUGGGUGUGCAGGACGAGGAGAUACGCUCUCUGAGGUCAAGUCUGGAGGAAGAGCAGCGACGAUACACACACUUGCAGCAGGACACACACACACAAACCAAUCAGCUGCACACACACAACCACCAGCUGCUGCAGCAACAACAUGAGGGGCAGAGAGAAAACCAGAGGCUGCAGGUAAUCAUUAACACUAAAAACCCUGUUCUCUGAUACACACCAUGUUUACACACUGAUACACAUGAAGCAUCAGAGUGAUACCAGCUUCAUGUCCUGUACUACAGUCAGCCACUAGGGGGAGCUCCAAGUAUUUUGGCAUGUCGUGUGUUCUGGUUUAUGGUCCUGGACAUUGGCAACAACUAGUGGGGAAAAAAAGCUGAAAACCAUCCAUAUUUUUUUCUUUAAGGAAUCAGCUGUUAUACCAUCUCUCAUUGAGUCUUUUUAAGUUGUGGUGUGAUUGGUUGUUUCAGAGUGAGCUUCAGGAGUGUCAGAGCAGGCUAAAAGAAGUGGAGGUGGAGCUUCAGAAAGCCAAUAACAAGGCUAAUAAUGCAGAACACCAGCUGACCCAGCUGUCCCUCAAGGUAAGGUGAACUCCAGUAGGAUAACAGAAAAUCUGUAACGUCAAAGAGUAUGAUUGAAUAGUUUAAAACAAAAUUGUUUUUUUAAUCUGACUCAAACUGGUCUUAUAAAAACAUGGAUGAUGUGGUCAAGGAUGGUUCUUUUCUUGCUUGUAGACACCUUGAUUGGCUUUGAAGACAAGCAGUAUACAACCCUUUUGAUGUACCAUAAACCCAAGAGAUAGCAUACUUCUGAUUUGUACCCAAAGUAUACAUCAUAUCGUCUUCUGUGCUCUCUGUGCGUCUCCAGCUGUGCAGCAGUGAGCAGCUGCAGCAGCAGAUCUUCCUGUUGAACCAGCAGCUUGUUCUGCUGAGGGAAACAAACAGAGGUCUAAGCGAACAGCUGGAGGGAGGAGAGACGCACCACUGGACUGUGAGGACACACGCACAAACACAAUGUAUAUACUGAAUACUCAGGAACACUGUGGAGAUAAAAGAGGAUCUCCGUCUGUGAUAUGGUUCCCAUGGUGUCAACAUUUCUUCAACAUAACAUUAUUCUUACUGAGUCCUAAGCUGUGUUAUGGUCUUGGUUUUAAUGUAGUGACAGUAUUGAUAUCAAUGAUGUCUCCAGGAGAUGUCCAUGCUGCAGUGCAAUGUGGGUAAGGAAUACCAGCGACUGAAAGAUAGUGACGUCCAGCACAGGCAGAAGCUAGAAGCAGCCAAUCACAGGAUAACAGAGUUGGAGAACCAGCUGGCCAACAAAGACCAGCUGAUCCUGGAUCAGAAGAAACUCCUGGAUGAGACUAAAGCUCAGAGCAGGUCAGAGUCUGACAGCUGAGUGAUACAGACAUGUAUCUGUUUGUUGUUGUGUAUAUGGCCUCAGAAGCAGGGGCAGGAACCUGCAAGAAACGAAAACCCCUGACUCAUGUCAUGUAUGAGGUGUGUUUUAAUAUUUGACCAGCUAUUGUUGGUGUUUUGGUUUCAGGGCGGAGCUGUCGGCGUGUCAGAGUCGCUGCCUCGCUCUGAGGAGAGUCACCCAGACUCUGCAGACUGAGAUGCUUCACCUGUACAGCCAAGUCCAGCUGGACUCCCACAGCCAGCCUAAGGACGUCUCCAGCAGGUAAACUAGUUUGAGUGAUGUCAUGAAGAUUUCAACCAAUCUGAAGGCAUACAGCUGAUGACAUCAUCAUGUGAUGUCUUCCUACUUUCAGGCCUAACGGUGGCAGUGUUGCCUUACCAGCCCCUCAGGACAGCCACAAACUCCGCCCCUCAUCUUCCUCUGUUGGUAUUUUAAACGGUGGCGUGGAGGCUCUCUCCACCUCCCCCCUCCACCUCCCGUCCUGCUCCUCCUCCCCCCUCUCACUUUCCCCCAUCGAGUCCCCCCUGACUGUAGGCUCCUUCCUGGAGCAGCGGGCACGGCAGCUUUUUAGACCGACCAAUCACAGCCAGGGAGAGGAGGAGCAACCAGAGGAGGAGCAGCUGCAGGGGGAGGAUGAGGAGGAUGAGGAGGAAGUGGAGGAUCCUAAGAGAGGAAGUCCUCCUCUGAGUAGUGAGGUAGAGGAGGUUAGUCUCCUUGCAGGGAGUCCUCAGACGCAGCCACCAAGCCAUCACACCUGUGGACCUCCAGGGCCCCCUGCAGACCUGACGCUAGCUGUGCGCCAGCGGAGACAUGAACUGAGCAUCAUGGACUACGACGAGACCCUGCCUGAGCUCUGAUGGAGGGAUGGAAAAAUGGAUGAAAAGGAAGUAAUAGAGAGAGGAGGAGAAGGGUGACGGCUGAGAGAAAUGAGAGAGAUCUGCUGCUUUAUGCAUUAGCUAGCUACUGCUAAGUUGUUAACUAGCAGACAGUCUGCAGUUGCCAUCUUAUCUUUAUCUCCUGAACUACAUGACCUUCAGUCGCACUUCAGAAAAAUUAUCAUUAACUUAAUUAACCUACAGCGGUGGCUGACAACAGGCUUGAUAUGUCAACAGAAGCUGAGGUACCUGCUUCGUUAAAGGGAUCCAACAGCGAGUUUCACCUCUGUGUGGAGACGAUUAUAAACAAAACACACAACACUUUAAAUCCUGAGUUUCCUUAACUCUUACUAAUUUCCAACACUUGGAAUUUAUAGAGCUAUCAUUUAUUAUCACGUUUAUUUCACCUCUAAAACCCCAAAGAAGUUCAUUUCUCUUUAUUUAUCAUUUACUGGUAUCAGUUAGUUGGUUUAGCAGAAUAGAACUCGUCUAUUUAACAGCACUUUUAGUGAGAAGGUCUUCAUGAUCUCUUAGUAAUGGUAAUGAGAUAUCGACUGCGACUGAAGGUCCUGACAAUUUCAAAAGUCGAAAAGCUGGGAAAAUGAACAGCUCUGAAUUUUUAUUUUUAUUACUGACGAAUUAGCUAAGAAACUACUAGCUCUUAUAUUAACCAUGCAAGAUUAGCUGUAACAAAAAAAACUGCCUUACUGUUGCCAAACUCUUUCCCUCUUCUCUGCAGCCGGCCAUGUUCCUGGUUUUGAAACACAUCUCACAGUGCUUUAACAGCAUCACAACACUAACUGAGAUCUGAAUCGUGCAAUAAAUCCUUAAAAGGAAAAUAAUCAGUUUAUUGUAACUAUACUGUUUUGAUUUUUCCCAAUUACUCUUUUUCCACUAAGCUGUGUGACUUAAUUUCACAUAUUAUCAUCUUGUUAAAUCGAAAAGAUGGGGCGAAAAAAUCCUCCCAAGGUUGAUGUCAGUAAUUGGUUGUGGGGUUCCUCGGGGUUCUGUUCUUGGUGUUUUAUACUUUUAAUUAACAGCUUAAAUGCCAAAUAUUUUGUCCAUCAGCCACCUGGCCUCUUCUCUGGCAUGAUUUGGAGCAUUUCUGAAGCAUUAGAGCAUUGACCCCAGACAAACUGCCUGAUUUUGCCCUCUGGCAUGGACUUUGACAGACAGUCAUCAUGGAUUUUGUAACAACAUCAGGACGCUUUGUGACUCAUUUUGUUUCUCACCUUGCAGCCUUAAGCCUGUAAAUCUGAAUCAGUUCAUUUGUGAUGACACAUCAGGGCUUUAGAUACAGUAACCAGCCUUGAUCAGUUCAUGAUCAGCGAACUUUAUGCAUGUAGACUAAAUAUAACUGUUGUUGAUUUUGGGAAAGUAGCUCCUCAGGUUAACAGCUCAGGAUUGAUUCAGGUGACUAAAUGAAUGACAUUUGCCAUUGAGGUGUACUUUCAUCUUUGCAUUUACUUUGUUGUCAUUUGAAUAGCCGCACAUUAAAACCAGCUUGCCUUUGGUUACAAACUUAUCACACUGUACUUUUCAGCCAGAAACUGAAGAUGCUAAGUUUGAGUCAAGAAUGUAAACUAGAGUUACAGAGAUGACCCACAAACCAAAGACUUGCUCUGAUUACCUGUAGGACUGAAUCCAGCCAAAUGAAUGAACCGGUCUCUGGACAGAUGACAGUCUCAUGAUUAGUUUUUUUUCUUUUUAUGCUUCGGCAGCAACUCACUAUGGCAACUUCAGUGUUGUAAAGUUGCUGUUCUUCAAAAAACACCUGUAUCAGUGCUUGUUGCCAGUAGCUGUGUAUCACAAGCCUGACAAGAUGAAUGUUAAACUGUGAACACUAGAAAUAAAGACUUCUAAAAUCUCCAAA